AUGCUGCUGUUGUCUUAUGGAGAAGGAGGCUGUCUUCCCCAGAGGUUGAUCCGGGCUGCGGUGUGGACAUGGCUGGGGAGGAACGAGAGGUGGGUGGUCCGAGUGAAAGUCAAGGGGUCAGUGGGUCCAAGUCCGGAGAACAGCCGUCUGGCAGUGAACAGAACAGCCCAGAGCCAGACCGGCAAUGAAAGAUCAGGACACCCCCCCAGCCCACCGGAACCCACGGAGCGCAUGGAGGAUCACCGCAAACCUUUCCUAACCCGCAAGUUGGCCCUGAAGAAGGCCACGGUCCACUGCAGGAGCUCCCGCACGCUCUGGAGGGAAGAUGGGCCUCCCACAAGGCAGACCACCUCCUCUAUCCCCAACACUCAUGAGGGGGUGGGACUACAGCAGGACAAAGCCAAUCCGGAGCGGAGAGAGUGUAAGGAAGGGGGGCUCUGGUUGAAUGAAGCAGUUAAAGCCUGCAGGGACGUAUGCUUUGUGACUGCUUUAAGCACGGAGGGGUGGGGUGGGGGGGGGGACAAAGGAGACCCCAGGAGAGGGAGGGAGGCGGCUGAGAGUAAGAGCAUGGAUGGAUGA
Molecule: messenger RNA, 579 nt
Organism: Knipowitschia caucasica
Lineage: Eukaryota; Metazoa; Chordata; Actinopteri; Gobiiformes; Gobiidae
Source: the annotation of a GenBank genome assembly